Molecule: messenger RNA, 1684 nt
Organism: Balaenoptera ricei (Rice's whale)
Lineage: Eukaryota; Metazoa; Chordata; Mammalia; Artiodactyla; Balaenopteridae
Gene: AGXT
Product: alanine--glyoxylate aminotransferase
Exons: 11
Coding region: 151-1395 (414 amino acids)
Cellular component (GO): peroxisome
Molecular function (GO): L-alanine:glyoxylate transaminase activity; L-serine:pyruvate transaminase activity
Source: RefSeq, a predicted model, not a curated record
UUCACGUGCAGGACGAGCAUUGAUAACGGUCUGGUAACAACGACAAACAGCCAAAGGCAGCAGGUAGAGCAGAAACCCAUCGACCAGGCUCGCCUCCUGGGCGCCCCCGUGUCCUCCGCUGCCCAUCGUCAGUGCAGGGCCUGCUGGGAAAUGCUCCGGGCACUGACCGCGGCCAGUGCGGCCCUGGGGCACAAGGCGGCGGGCUGGGUGAGGACCAUGGCCUCCCACCCACUGCUGGUGGCCCCCCCAGAAGCCCUGAGUAAGCCCCUGUCCCUCCCCAGCCGGCUUCUGCUGGGGCCCGGCCCCUCUAACCUGACCCCCCGCGUCAUGGCGGCUGGGGGGCGGCAGACAAUAGGACACAUGCACGAGGAGAUGUUCCAGAUCAUGGACGAGAUCAAGCAAGGCAUCCAGUACGUGUUCCAGACCCGGAACCCCCUCACGCUGGCCAUCAGCGGCUCGGGGCACUGCGCACUGGAGGCCGCCCUGUUCAACCUCCUGGAGCCGGGGGACUCCUUCCUGGUCGGGGUCAACGGCAUCUGGGGGCAGCGGGCCCAGGACAUCGGGGAGCGCAUCGGAGCCCGCGUACACCCGAUGAUCAAGGACCCUGGAGGCCACUUCACGCUGCAGGAGGUGGAGGAGGCCCUGGCCCAGCACAAGCCCGUGCUGCUGUUCCUGACUCAGGGGGAGUCAUCCAGCGGCGUGCUGCAGCCCCUCGAUGGCUACGGGGAGCUCUGCCACAGGUACCAGUGCCUGCUCCUGGUGGACUCGGUGGCCUCCCUGGGCGGGGUCCCCAUCUACAUGGACCAGCAGGGCAUCGACGUCUUAUACUCGGGCUCCCAGAAGGUCCUGAACGCCCCUGCAGGCACCUCGCUCAUCUCCUUCAGCGACAAGGCCAAAAAUAAGAUCUACACUCGGAGGACCAAGCCCUUCUCCUUCUACCUGGACAUCAAGUGGCUGGCCAACUUCUGGGGCUGUGAGGACAAGCCCAGGAUAUACCAUCACACCACCCCCGUCAUCAGCUUGUACAGCCUGAGGGAGAGCCUGGCCCAUCUAGCAGAGCAGGGCCUGGAGAACAGCUGGCAGCAGCACCGCGAGGCCUCAGAGUACCUGCACGGGCGCCUGCAGGGGCUGGGCCUGCAGCUCUUCGUGAAGGAUCCGGCCAUCCGACUGCCCACCGUCACCACCGUGGCCGCACCUGCGGGCUACGACUGGAGAGACCUUGUCAACUACGUCAUGGACCACUUCAACAUCGAGAUCACGGGCGGCCUUGGGCCCUCGGUGGGGAAGGUGCUGCGGAUCGGCCUGCUGGGCUGUAACGCCUCCCGGGAGAACGUGGACCGAGUGAUCGGGGCCCUGCAGGAGGCCCUGCAGCGCUGCCCCCGGAACAAGCUGUGACCCGGCUGCCUGUCCCACGCCAACGCAGUCGACUGGGGGUGGGGGCCCAGGGGCAAGCAGACUCUGCAAGGGGGACAGGCCCCGGGGACAGGACAGCUGCUGACCCAGCCCAGGCGAAGGGGGGAGGGGCAGGGCUGGGCAGCUGCCCCCGCCCCCAGCGGCCCGUCCCCUCCGAGUGGAGCUUCCUGGAUGUGGGCCAUUUGGACCCUCAGCGCCUCCCCAAUGAGCUGCCGUCCCCAUAGGUCACUGGCCUGUGAAUGUUCAAUAAAGAAGCAGCUGGUCAUCUGUC